This is a messenger RNA of Cotesia congregata, 5334 nucleotides long. The record is from the annotation of a GenBank genome assembly. NCBI's taxonomy places the organism in Eukaryota, Metazoa, Arthropoda, Insecta, Hymenoptera, Braconidae.
AUGGCGAACCAAAAGCGUCACCGUGAACUAGCUCGUUUAAAUUCCGAUUUAACCGAUAAAAUGAUAUCACCACCAGGUCCGGGUCCACGUCGUUGUACUGCUAAUAUCAGACGAUCAUCGGUAUCAUCAUCCACGUCAUCUACCAUUUCGACGUCCAGAAAAGAACCAGCAAUGUCAUCAACACCGACAUUACCAAUUUCUAAUAAAUUAAAACUUCGCCCAGUAGUGGUGCUAUCAGAUAUAGUUAAGACCGGUGGGCUGACCACGCACCAGAUAGCUUCCUUAACCAACCAGACGUUUGAGAAAACCAACAAGCUCCUGACCACGGCGUUGAGAGCCUCCAAGCCGUGUGUGACCUCUCCAGAGUCUUCAGAAGGCGAAUCGAGUGAUCCGAGCUUUUUUUCUGGUAAGAAGCGGACCAAGAGAUCUAUUUCUUCUGACGGUCCGAUCCGUAAGAGCCGAAAAAAAUCAAGGGGCUACCACUCUGACACUAAAACGAUAAAAAAAGUCUUCAAUGGCCUUCUUUCGAGCUCCCAAGGCGCUUUGGCCGACAAAUAUUUGCCGGCAAAUAUUUCCAAGAAAAUUGAAGCCGAUUCUGAUGGAUUAGAGGAUUAUAAUGUUUUUGCUGGCGAGACCACUGUUAUGAAAAGAUUUCUGGAGUCUAAAAAUCGGCAAAAAGAAAACGAUAAUCUUAAAAUCAAUGAGGUUCCUGUAAAUUGUCUUCCUGAGGCUCCUAUAAAUUGUCUUCCUGAUCCUCCAGAACAGGCGAAUAAAAAUUCUAUUUCUUCAUUGAAAAAUUACCGAAUUCCAAAAAAAAAGAAUGAAGAAAUUGAUAAAGAAAAUUUGAUUGAUAAUAAUAAUAUCAAUGUGGUCAGUGAUGAUAAUAAUAAUAAAGAAGAUUUGGAGCAAAAUGAAAAUACCAGUAAAAAAAAUUGCCAAUUGUCGACUGAUAAUAAUUCAGAUCAAGGAUCGACAUUGUCCAAUUGGAGUGGAAAAAAUCGGUUGAGAAAAAGCUUUCCGAUUGAUUACAGCGAGUCGAGUUACGAUGAAAUCGUUCAACAGGUGACUUGUAAUAAAUUUGUAAGAAGUAAUUCACGUGACUCGUCGGCUGGAGUCAGUAACAUUAAUAAAAAAGAGAGAGCCAAGGAAAAAACUGAGACGUCUGCGGAAUAUGUUUUGACGGAAAUUGGGUUUGUACCUAAUGUUGAUAAAUUGUCAAAGGUUCAUAAGAAUAGCGGUGGAGAUGCGGAAAAAUCCGUUGAGGUUAGUCAAAAAUCGGAAGAAUUUAUAGAAGAAACAAAAAAAUCAACAGAAUCUAUUAAACAAGGUGAAAAUAAAGAAGAUAAAAUUAAAAAAUCGGUAGAGCUUAUCAGUAAAGAAGGUAAAAAAUCUGAAAAAUCAACAAAGGUCGAUAAAAAAUCGGAAGAAUUUAUUGAAGAAAAUGAAAGAGGGCCAGAAAAAAAAGAUAAUGUACAUAAAUCGGUUAAAGUCGGUAAAGAUGAAGAAAUACCGAUUCAAUUGGAGAUAGCCAUGAAAAGUGAAAUUUCGGAUGCAAGUCAAAAGCGGGUGGUAAUUGACACAAGAACGUUUGUUCAUACCGAUCUUGAUGAUGGCAAGAGGUAUAAGUAUACGAUCAAUACGUUAGCGUUCAGCAGUGUCGACGCAUCGACGAUGAUGCAACAAAAAAAGACGAUUAGUAGGCGUAAGAGAGGCCUAGGCUCCAGGUCUCCGUCUCCCGAGCCACCGGUCAAGAUCAAGAGGGGACCCGGCAGACCCAAAUCAGCAGAAGGAAAUAAAAAGCCUAAGCCGAAAGAAAAAAGAGAGCGCAAGAAGAAAGAACCUGCGGUCAAGAAAGUUUGCGAGGAGUCGGAUUGCAAGAAGGGCAAGUGUCGGUGUAAGCUCGACUCUUCUUGUCAGAAGCUCCCGUCUAUGCCGAAUUUUGAUUAUGGUGAAGAGGAUGCCAGAGGGGAGAGGCUCAGCGAUCAGCUUAUCCAGAGAAUUUUACUUCUUCGUGAACAAGGCAAUCCGAACGUUGAAGCUGAAUUAGAUUCAGCGUUAUCAAUUGCAUGUCCGGUGAACUGGAACCGACAGCAGUUAAAGAAACUUCUCAACGCUUUUCUAAUUAAGCCAGCUCGACAUCCUGCGCCCUCUGUCUCAGCACCUGAAGCAACUUCUGUCAAGCCAUCAGAGACAUCUACUUCGAAGACUCAACGUCGAACUAUGGUGAUAGAUUUACCAGAAAACAGCGGAAUUCGCAGCACUCGCCCUUCAAAACCGCGGACCAAGUUCGUGGAUGAUCCAGAGUGGAAGAAAGUCGCUGAUAGUCUCCGUAACGUGUCAAAAAUCCCCGAAAUUGGGGCCUUAAUGGACCCCAAAGUUCCGGAAUUGCACCAGAAAACGCAGCCAGCACCGCCUGUAAGAAAAAGAAAGCACUCGCCGAUAAAAAUCCCCGAGGUGGGAGAAAAAAAAGAAGAAAAGACUAAGCUCAAGGUUAUUUCUAGUGUGCCCACCAAGUACUCGAUUCAGAAAAUCGUCAGGCCAAAUAAUGUCUGGGAAAUUCCUGAGACUUUAAAAGUCAAGGAUGAGAAGCCUAAGGCUCCUCCAACUACGGAUCUACGAGACAGAUUGGUGAAGAAGCCCAGGGAAAGGCGGAGGUGGCGAGAUGACAGUUCUGAGUCGUCUGAUAGUAAUUAUUCUGGAGUGUUUCUAGUUGGGGAUAAAGACCAAUCUGAUGAGAAACUCGCUGACCAAGUUGGGUCUGAUUGCGUUGACAAAGUUACCGCUUGGCUUGGGCUUGGAAAUGAUGACACUCAAAAUAUUGAUUGUAAGGUCAAAAAUGGUGGUAGAAUCAGCAGGGUUCAGAGUUGUUAUAACGCCCAAAAUUAUAGUGAUGAAAAUAAGACCCAAAAUGAAAUUGAAGCAAACAAAGUUGAAAAUAAAAUUAAUUUGGAUAAACAACAUAAUGAAAUUUCUUCAACUGAGUCCCAAAAUCAAGACAAGGCCCAAAAUAAAAAUGAAAUUGACAAUUGUAAAGAUCUAAAUCAAAAGAAUUUAAAUAAGGCCCAAAUUGAAUCACAUGAAUUAUCUUUAAAAACUCAAAAUUCAAGCAAUUUAGACGGUCAUAAAAGUGACGAUACAGUAUUGUUGACAUCAAUUGAAAAAAAUGGCAACGAAAGUGAUAAAAAUGGAGAUAGCGAGGAUGAUGAUGAUGAUGAUGAUGAUGACGAUGAUAGCAGUAGUACUAAAAGUAAAAGUAGCGUAAGUAGUAGUUCUAGUAGUUCUAGCUCGAGUUCUAGCAGUUCUAGCUCCUCCUCGGGAUUCGUUGACGAGUCCCAGUCCCAGUCCCAGUCCAAGAGCAGGUCUGAAUUAGCUGGUCCUGGCCUCGUUCAGGAGGAGAAGGUCGAUCUCGAGAAUGAUUUGAGAUUGAAUAGCGAUGAUGAUGAUGAUGAUGAUGAUGAUGAUGAUAAUGCGAAGCCUGGUGGUGAUAGUAACGACGAUCAGGAUGAGAGUUUCAAGUUGCGGGUCGAGGAUCAGGAGAUAGAGGUUGAGGGUGGGGAGGGAAAUUCACAGAGUGCUAAAAAGAACGAUAAUAAUGAUGAUGAUGAUGAUGAUGAUGAGGAUUUUCUGGAAUUGAUGGUCAAGGAGGAUGAAUUUCCUGAUAGUGUGGAACCUGAAGUAGUAGCGAAACAAAAAAGUCCAACCUUGGACCGGUACCAAGGAAUGGAAUCGACUAAUUUUGAAAAUUUCAUUAACCAGAACAACAAUGAAUUUGAAUCAACGUACAAUUCCGUCGAUUAUAGCAAUAAAACAUACAACGAUAGCAAUAAAAAGAGCAGAAACAAUAAUUUUAGGAACAACAACCAGCAGCAGCCAUCAAAUCAACGAAGAACUAGAUGGGACGUUGGUGCUUCCAAUGAUCCCCAACCAAGCACCAGCUCUAAUAAUACUAAUCCGAAUAAUAUAUUAAGGGGUACUAACAAUUUUAAUAUUAAUCACAGUGUAAAUAGUUAUAGUGGGUACAACGGUUUCAAUUGUGCGAGUAUCAGCAACCCGAAACUCCAGCCAAUUAACGGGAACAUUCCUCCUGUCCGGAAAGUCUAUGAUCCUCAAGUCGACGGGGAUUGCUCGGUUACUGAGGUAAAGUUGCAGUUCAAGCAUUUGUGUCAUUGUCAGCUCAAGUAUGGCAAUUGCGGUAGACUACGUGCUGGUAAUUGUCAGUACAAUCAUACUAUUCCGAACAAAUUAAUCUACAUCUACAUGGAAAGCGAGCAAGAGAUUAAGCAGAUCCUAGAUCACGCGAUCUCAAAUGGGUUCCUCGGUUACCUAGCAUCAGUCUUUGAAAAAUCAAUAACUAAAUUCGACGGCAACUCAAUCCUUCUGGUCCUCAAAAAUAUCCUCUCUCUCUUGCCAACAGAGCAAGUCCGAUUCUACCUUGACGCGAGCAUCAGAGUCCUCUUGCAAAAGAACAAAACUCUAGCUUUCAUCGCGAACAACCUCGCUGAGCAGGUGGUCCAGAUUCUGAUCCAAUAUCCGCGACUAGAAACUCUACCAACACUCGUCAUGGACGCCAUCUCUGAGAAAAUAUCCCGUGGCGCUUACUGGGACACUUUGAAAAAAUUCUUCACGCUAAUGCCUCGCGUAGAGCCCGCUCGAGUCGCGAUUGUCCUCCAGGAGUCGCUUGAUUUUAAAAAAUCUCUGGUUCAUAAUUCGGAAGUUAAUCAAAUGAUCCUCGAUAUGUUCGACUCUGUCCGUGACGAGAUCGAUCAGACACUCCUGGCGGACUUUAAUAAUAAUUUUGAGGACCAGCAGAGACAGCACAACGCUGAGAUUGCCUCGCCUUCGCCGGAUCGAAGGGACAAUUCGCCUCCGAGAGUUUCUUUAGGGCCUCCCCUAAUAAGGUUGGUACUGCCGGCUCAGGAUGAUCUUUUGCCUCCUGGGGUCGUUUUUGAAGCGCCAAGGAGAAUUGAGGAACGCCCUAGCCCUGUUGGUGAAAGCUCCACCGAAAGAUUGGACUUACAGACUAUUGACAGAGUUCCACCACCUGAAUCUGUGUACAGAAACGAGGUAAAGGAGUUCCACAGGGACAUAGAUGAGCUCCGGACAGCAUUACUCACAAAAAAUUACCCCAAGAUAAUAAUAAUCCUCAAUAAAUACAAAAUGGCGCAGAGUAUUGAGAACGCACAGCCAUUUUCUCGGGGAUUUUAUCGAAUUUUGUGCACUGAAGUGAUGACGCCGGAGCACACUGACGCGAUUAUUGAAAGAACAGCCGGUGAAUUUAUUACAGUGACCACCGUCGAAAAUACUGCGACUAUCAGUAUUAACUACAGUCGGUAA